Trichosurus vulpecula (common brushtail) is the source of this 16372-nucleotide messenger RNA. It is a transcript of the gene HMCN2, whose product is annotated as hemicentin 2. Gene Ontology annotation, molecular function: calcium ion binding. NCBI's taxonomy places the organism in Eukaryota, Metazoa, Chordata, Mammalia, Diprotodontia, Phalangeridae. The transcript is spliced from 98 exons. Bases 1 to 15273 code for a protein of 5090 amino acids. Gene Ontology annotation, cellular component: plasma membrane. The record is from RefSeq and is a predicted model, not a curated record. Gene Ontology annotation, biological process: homophilic cell-cell adhesion.
AUGACGCCCGGAGCGCUGCUGUCGCUCCCAGGGUUAGGGCUGCUGCUGCUGGUGGUGGCAGCGGCUGCUGAGGCGCCUCCAGGGGAGUCUGUACUCCCCGCCUCCGGAGAUGCCACCCUGGCUUUCGUCUUCGAUGUCACUGGCUCCAUGUGGGAUGACCUGAGGCAGGUGGUCGAGGGCGCCUCCAGGAUCCUGGAGCGAAGCCUCAGCGGGCGAAGCAAAGCCAUCGCCAACUACGCGCUGGUGCCCUUCCAUGACCCAGAUAUAGGACCAGUGACCCUCACAUCGGAUCCUGCCGUGUUCCAGAGAGAAUUGAGAGAACUCUAUGUACAGGGUGGAGGCGAUUGCCCAGAGAUGAGUGUUGGUGCCAUCAAGGCAGCAGUGGAGAUCUCCAAUCCCAGCUCUUUCAUCUAUGUAUUUUCGGAUGCCCGGGCCAAGGAUUACCACCGGAAGCCAGAGCUACUGCGACUUCUCCAACUCAAACAGUCUCAGGUGGUCUUUGUGCUGACAGGUGACUGUGGUGAUCGCACUCAUCCAGGAUAUCUGGCAUUUGAAGAGAUUGCUGCCACCAGUUCUGGGCAAGUGUUCCACUUGGAUAAGCAGCAAGUGAAUGAGGUCCUGAAGUGGGUGGAGGAGGCUAUCCAGGUCUCUAAGGUUCACCUGCUCUCCACGGAUCAUGAGAAUGAAGGAGAACGCACCUGGAAGAUCCCAAUUGAUCACAGUCUGAAAGAGGUCACCAUCUCCCUGAGUGGUCCUGGCCCAGAGAUUGAAGUGAGGGACCCAUUGGGGAGGAUUCUUCAGAAGGAAGAAGGACUGAACAUGCUUCUUAACAUCCCAGACUCUGCCAAGGUGGUAGCUUUUAAGCCUCAGCACCCUGGCCUUUGGUCAAUCAAGGUCUAUAGCAGUGGCCGCCACUCGGUGAGGAUCACAGGCGUCAGCAACAUCAAUUUCCGAACUGGCUUCACCACCCAGCCCUCCCUGGACCUCAACCAUACCAUUGAGUGGCCCUUGCAAGGGGUCCCAAUAUCCCUAGUGAUCAACUCCACAGGUCUGCUGGCCCCAGGGCACCUAGACUCAGUAGAACUUUCCCGCAGCUCUGGCCAGCCCCUGCUGACCCUGCCUACUUGGCCCUUAUCCAAUACCUCCUCUCACCAAUUGUGGGUGGGACCUCCCUUUCAAGUGCCCAAGGAACAUUUUUACCUCAAGGUGAAGGGCGAAGAUCAUGAAGGCAAUCCUCUGCAGCGCAUCUCUAAUGUAGCCUACAAUGGAGUGGCUCCAGGUUCUCCAUUGGUGACCAUGCCCAGCAAGAUCCAUGGGUAUCUCUGGCAGCCGCUGCUCAUCUCAUGCUCCAUCCACAGCUCACUCCCUUUUCGGCUCCAGCUGAGACGAAACGGAGUGAAGCUAGGCGAGGAGAGGCAUUUCCAGGAGUCAGGAAACAGCAGCUGGGAGAUCCCUCGAGCGUCCAAAUCAGAGGAAGGCACGUAUGAGUGCACAGCCGUGAGCCGAGCAGGGAUAGGAAGGGCAAAAACCCAGCUUGUGGUCACAGAUCCCCCACCCCAGGUGGCUCCUCCGAAGAAUGUCACUGUGUCUCCAGGAGAGACAGCCCUCUUGUCAUGCCAUGUUCUGGACAAGACUCCCUACAACUUGACCUGGAUCCGUGAUUGGAGGGCCCUGCCAGCCUCAUCAGGACGGGUGGUACAGCUAGCUAACCUGUCCCUGGAGAUCAGUGGCAUCAUUCCCAGCGAUGGUGGGAGGUACCAGUGCCUGGCCAGCAAUGCCAAUGGGAUGGCAAAGGCAUCAGUCUGGCUCCUUGUUAGAGAGCCUCCUCAGAUAAGCAUCAACACAGAAUCCCGGCACUUUUCCCAGGGUGUUGAGGUGAGGAUCAACUGCUCUGCUUCUGGGUACCCUCCACCCCAUAUCUCCUGGAGACACCAGGACCAGACAAUAGUGAAGGAUGGAAGGUUCUUUGUGGAUGACCACGGUACUCUGAUCAUUCAGAGUGUGGCCCCAGAGGAUGCUGGGAAUUACAGCUGCCAGGCUACCAAUGAGGUUGGCAUGGAUGAGCAGACAGUCACACUCUUCUACACAGAACCCCCAUCUGUCUCUGCCCUGAGGCGUGUGGUACGGGCUUCAGUUGGGGAGGAGGCAGUGCUGGAGUGCAAGGCGUCUGGGGUCCCUCCACCCCGAGUCAUCUGGUACAGAGGAGGCCUAGAAAUGAUCCUGGCUCCAGAGGUGGCCCACACUGGAAUUCUGAGGAUCCAAGAAGUCCAGGAGAGGGAUGCAGGGAACUAUAUGUGCAAGGCAGUGAAUGAGCUGGGGGCAGCAUCAGCUGACAUCAAGCUGGAGGUUGGAUAUGCUCCUCGACUGGUAGAGUUACCUCGGAACAUGGUGGUGGAGAUGGGGAAGAACGCCAUCUUAGCGUGCCGAGCAGAGGGGCACCCUGGCCUGAGAAUCACCUGGGCCCGGGCAGAUGGAAAACCAGUGCCAGCCCACUUUGUGCAGAGAGGUCGGGUCAGACAACAAGAGGCAGGAGUGCUGUUCCUGGAGAAUGUGACCCCAGAACACCAGGGACUGUACAUCUGUGAAGCUCACAAUGCUUUUGGCAAGGUCCAGGCAGAAGUCCAGCUCACAGUCAUUGGACAUGAGCCCCCUCAGAUUGCUAGCAGUGCCCCCAUGGUGCGAGUCCUGGAGGGGCAACCCGUGUCCCUGCCCUGCGUCAUCCUGGCUGGAAAGCCUUUUCCUCAGCGGCACUGGCUGAAGGAUGGCCAGGCACCACAGCUGGAUGGUCGCUAUUCCAUCCGAAGUGAUGGCAGCUUCCACAUUGACCGGGCCUUGCAAGAGGAUGUGGGGAGGUACAGCUGUGUGGUCACAAAUACAGUGGGUUCUCAGCGCCAGGACAUUGAGCUGGCUGUCCAAGUGUCGCCCAGCAUCCAGCCAGCUGCUUCCCACUACGUCACCAGUGAGGGUGUUCCCAUCUCUCUUCCCUGUGUCUCAAGGGGAGUUCCCCCUCCCACCAUCACCUGGAGGAAGGAAACAAAUGCCUUGUCUUCUCGGGGUUCCCAUUACCAAGUGCUCAAGGAAGGCAGCCUGUACAUCCCUCAGCCAACUGCCCAAGAUUCAGGGACCUAUGUCUGCACUGCUACCAACUCAUUGGGCAUUUCCAGCCAGGAGAUCCAGCUCUCUGUGAACACCAAACCUAGGAUCAUCAGGAAUGAGUCACUUGAUUCAGACAGACCACUGACAGUCACUGCCAUGGCCGGGAAGGAGUUGACCCUCCAAUGUGAAGCCCAAGGUUCCCCAACCCCAUUGGUCACUUGGACAAAGGACUCCCAACUCCUGCCACCCAUCACAGACAGGCACAGCCUUCUCCCCUCAGGCUCUCUGCAACUGGCAGAAACAAAUGUAGAGGACAAUGGCCUGUACACCUGCACAGCCUCCAACCCAGCAGGCACUGCUUCCCAGAGCUAUGUCCUUGAGGUGCAAGUCCCUCCUCAGAUCCAGCCGGGUCCCCCACUGAUGAAGGUGCUAGCAGGCGAGAGCCUGGACUUGACCUGUGUAGCCACGGGAGACCCAGAGCCUCAGCUACGCUGGUCCAAAGAUGGAGUCACUUUGCCGGGGAAGGACUCGGUUGGCCCUGCUGGCUUGAUCCAUUUCGAAUCGGUGCAGGUCUCAGAUGCUGGAAUCUACCACUGUGUGGCCUCAAAUGGGGCUGGAGAGGAUGCUCGGGAGCUGGAGCUGGAGGUGCUGGAACCACCACGCUUGGAAGCCAAGGGUACUGAAACCUUGCUGGAGAGAGUGGCCGGAGAGAAUGCCAGCCUUCCCUGCCCGGUGACAGGGACUCCAAAACCCCAAGUGAUCUGGCGGAAGGGUCCAGCCCCAGAGCCCCUGAACAGCCGUCCAGGCUUGUCGAUAUUAAAUGAGAGUUCUCUAUUCAUUGCUUCGGUCUCAUCCCAUGACAGUGGAGACUAUGAGUGCCAGGCCACCAAUGAGGUGGGCUUAGCAUCAAGGAAAGUCAAGUUGGUGGUUUAUGUGCCCCCUCACAUCCGGGAAGAGGAACAGAGAGUCAAUGUGUCCACCAUGGCUGGCAAGCCCCUGACUCUGGACUGUGAUGUGAGCGGCUUCCCUGCCCCUACUAUCACCUGGUACAAAGAUGGUCAGCCAGCUUCCGAGGACAGCAGACAUCACUUCCCAGAUGGCGCUCAGUCCCUCCACUUCCCCCAAAUCCGAAAGAGUGACUCAGGCCUCUACACCUGCCAAGCCGUGAACCGAGCCGGAGUGGCUCAGAAGGAUGUUAAUCUCCUUGUGCUGAUCCCUCCUUCGGUACACGGAGCAGGGACAGCUCAGGAGAUGUCGAGUCUGGCUGGCUUGGAUGUGGAGCUGCAGUGCCGCACUUCAGGGGUGCCCCUGCCCCAGGUGGAAUGGACCAAGGAUGGGCAGCCUGUACCCCCAGGCAACCCUCGUAUUCAGCUCUUAGAGGAUGGGCAAGUUCUCAGGAUCCCCAAAAGCCACCUGGGGGAUGAGGGUCAUUAUCAGUGUGUGGCCUUCAGCCCAGCUGGCCAGCAGGCCAAGGAUUUCCAGCUCAGCAUUCAUACACCCCCUACCAUCUGGGGCUCCAAUGAGACAGGCGAGGUGGCCGUCAUGGAAGACCAUGUGGUCCGCCUUCAGUGUGAUGCCCGUGGUGUCCCCACCCCUACCAUCACCUGGUUCAAAGAUGGGGACCCCCUCCAUGCCGGUACCCAGGUGGCUUAUGCCAAAGGGGGGCGGCACUUACAGCUGGGGAAGGCCCAGGUCUCAGACUCUGGGCUGUACACCUGCCAGGCCAGCAAUGCAGCAGGAAUAGCUGAGAAAGCUGUGAGGCUGGAUGUCUAUGUUCCACCCACCAUCAAGGGUGCUGAUGGAGGCCCACUGGUGGUAAAGGCAGUGGCUGGGAGGCCCCUGGCCCUGGGGUGUUCAGCGAGUGGCCAUCCACCACCCACCCUCACGUGGCACCAGGAUGGGAACCCAUUGACAGAGAACAACGGGACAUGGCUUCAGGAGGGGGGACGAGUGCUGAGGCUGGAGAGCGUGACAGAGGCAGCUUCAGGGCAUUAUAGCUGUUUGGCCAACAGCCCUGCUGGGGAGACAGUGCUCCAUUACCUGGUGGAGGUGCAAGUGCCCCCUCAGCUGCUGGUAGGAGAAGGCUCAGGACAGGUGACUACUGUCAAAGGACACUCCUUGGAGCUUCCCUGUCAGGCCACAGGCUCCCCGACUCCGACUGUACAAUGGCUGCGGAGCGGCCGGCCUGCUGGGGAGUUUGCUGGUGUGGGCUUAUCCACAGAUGGGGCCACGCUACGGAUUGACCACGUGGAGCCACAUCACAAUGGGCUCUUUGCCUGCCAGGCCACCAACGAGGCUGGCACUGCUGGGGCCGAGGUGGAGGUGUUGGUGCAUGAGCAACCAUCAGUUACCAUCCUUGAGGGUGAGAACCUCACAGCCCCAUUCCUUCAGUCAGUGACAAUCCAGUGUGUGGCAGCUGGGAUGCCCAUGCCAAGCCUCAGCUGGUGGAAGAACGGGGUUUCUCUGGUGACCACAGGGGGCAGCUUGCAGAUUGAGAAGGUAGAUCUGAGGGAUGAAGGCAUCUAUACCUGCAUGGCUACCAACCUGGCUGGAGAGGCCAAGAGGGAUGUGGUGCUGAAGGUGUUGGUGCCCCCCAACAUUGAACCGGGCCUAGUGAAUAAGGCUGUGCUGGAGAACACCUCAGCAUCCUUGGAAUGCCUGGCAUCAGGAGUCCCUACUCCCAGAAUAUCAUGGUAUAGGGGCCGCCAGCCUAUCUCUCCUAAGCCUGGUGUGAUGGUGUCGGCUGAUGGGAGGGUUCUCCGGAUCAAGCGUGCCCAGCUGUCAGAUGCAGGAAGUUACCGGUGUGUGGCAUCUAAUGUGGCUGGCAGCAGUGAGCUGAAAUUUGGCCUUCGGGUUAAUGUUCCUCCUCGAAUCAUGUUGGCUCCCAGUCUCCAAGGUCCUGUGCUCUUGAAUGAGCCAGUGAGGCUGAUGUGUAAUGCCACUGGAGCCCCCAAGCCCACACUGAUGUGGCUGAAAGAUGGCAACCCUGUGUCAGCCACAGGGACCUCUGGCCUCCAGAUCUUCCCUGGAGGCCACGUCCUCACCCUGGCAAGCUCCAGGGCCACAGAUUCAGGGACAUACUCCUGUGUGGCAGUGAAUGCUGUCGGGGAGGACCGGAGGGAUGUCACCCUGCAGGUCCACUUGCCUCCAAGCAUCCUGGGAGAAGAGCAGAAUGUGUCUGUUGUGGUUAACCAGUCAGUAACCCUGGAGUGCCAGAGCCAGGCUGUGCCCCCUCCUGUGCUGAGUUGGAGGAAGGAUGGAAAACCCUUUGAGCCCAGGCCAGGAGUCCACGUCUCUCCAGAUGGGGCCCUCCUGCAGGUGGAACGAGCUGAGGUUCAGGACGUGGGCCGCUAUACCUGUGAGGCCCUGAACAAGGCUGGCCGCUCUGAGAAACACUACAACCUCAAUGUCUGGGUUCCCCCAGAAUUCUCUUCGUGGGAGCCCCGGACCCUGGCAGUGACUGAGGGUCAUCCUAUCAGCCUGUCCUGUGAAUGCUGGGGAAUCCCCUUCCCCAAAAUCACCUGGAAGAAAGAUGGGAUACUCCUGCCCACUGAUGGGGACAGCACAGAACCCAUCUCAGCUGUGGGGAGGCUGCUGUACCUGGGAAAAGUCCAGCCUUCUCAGGAGGGCAACUAUACCUGUGAGUGCAGCAACAUAGCUGGGAACAGCAGCCAGGAACAGCAAUUAGUGGUGUAUGUUGCUCCAAAGAUCCCAGGCAGCGGCGACCUCCUUAAGGAGGUGUCUGUGAUCCAGUCUGGAGAGGUUACCCUGGAAUGUGAAGCCACAGGGAAGCCAUCACCAGUCGUGACAUGGGAGAAGAAUGGCCAGCCUGUGGCCAGUGAACGCGGCUUGCUCCUUCAGAGCUGGGGGAGAGCCCUGAAAGUGGAGUGGGCACAGGCUGGUCAUGCUGGACGCUACACCUGCAUAGCUGAGAAUGAGGCUGGGAGGGCAGAGCGGAGGUUUGACCUCUCAGUGCUAGUCCCCCCGGAGCUCACUGGGGACACUGACCCACUGACCAACGUCACAGCAGUCCUGCACAGUACCCUGACUCUGCUCUGUGAGGCCUCAGGCAGCCCGUCCCCAGUGGUCCGCUGGUUCCGUGGGGAAGAACUCAUCAGUCCUGGGGAGGACACUUACUUCCUGGCAGGUGGCCGGAUUCUGAAGCUGACCCAAGUGCAGGAGGAAGAUGGCGGUCUUUAUUUGUGCCUUGCAAGUAAUAUGGUUGGAGAAGCAAGAAAGAAUUUCAGUGUAGAGAUCUUGGUUCCUCCCAGAAUUGAGAGUGAGGACCCAGAGGAAGAAGUGAAAGUCCCUGAAGGGCAGUCUGCCUUCUUAACUUGUAAUGCCACAGGUCAUCCCCAGCCAACAGUCACAUGGUACAAAGAUGGCCAGGCUCUCUCUGGAGGAGACCCCUAUCACAUAUCCCCAGAUGGUUCUUUGCUAGAGAUACUCCAGGCCAACCUUUCUAACUCUGGCCACUACUCUUGCAUUGCAUCGAACUCAGUCUCAGAGAAGACCAAGCACUACAAGCUUAGUGUUCUGGUGGUCCCCACCAUUUUGGGAGUGACUGAGGACAGUCCAGAUGAAGAAGUGACAGUGACUAUCAACAACCCCAUCUCCCUGAUCUGCGAGGCCCUUGCAUUCCCUUCCCCUACUAUUACCUGGAUGAAGGAUGGGGCUCCAUUUCAAGCCUCAGGAAAUACCCAGCUGCUCCCAGGCACCCAUGGAUUGCAGAUCCUCAAUGCCCAGGAGCAGGAUGCUGGCCGGUACACCUGCAUGGUCACUAAUGAAGUCGGGGAGGCUGUGAAGAACUACCAUGUAGAAGUGCUCAUUCCUCCGUCUAUUUCCAAGGACGAUCCCUUGGAUGAAUUCAGUGUUAAAGAGGUGAAGGCCAAGGUCAACAGCACCCUGAGCUUGGAGUGUGAAUCCUGGGCUAUGCCCCCUCCGACCAUCACCUGGUACAAGGAUGGACAGCUGGUGAGCUCUGAUGAUCGCCUUCAUCUUCUGGCCAAUGGGCGGCUGCUCCAGAUCAAUCCAACCAGGGCCUGGGAUUCAGGGCGCUACCUCUGUGUGGCCACCAAUGUGGCUGGCGAGGAUGACAAAGACUUCAAUGUGCUUAUCCAAGUGCCCCCCAUAUUUCAGAAGAUGGUAGAUCCCAAUGAGGCCUCAGAGGCUCGACACCAGGAGGAGGAGCUGAGGGGAGGUGUGAUGGAGUACCGAGAGAUUGUGGAGAACAAUCCCGCCUACCUGUACUGUGACACCAAUGCUGUCCCACCCCCACAGCUCACCUGGUAUAAGGAUGAUCAGCCCCUCUCAGCCGCUGAGGGUGUAUCUGUAUUACAAGGUGGUCGGGUCCUGCAGAUCCCCAUGGUUCGAGCAGAGGAUACUGGGAGGUAUACGUGCAAAGCCUCCAAUGAAGCUGGAGAGGAUUGGCUUCAUUAUGAGCUUGUGGUUCUAACACCACCUGUGAUCCAGGGGGAUCCUGAAGAGUUGGUGGAGGAAGUGACGGUGAAUGCCAAUAGCACAGUCAGCCUGCAGUGCCAGGCCCUGGGCACCCCACCACCGGUUAUCUCAUGGCUCCGGAAUGGGCUGCCCUUCACCCCUAGCUCAAAGCACCACGCCCUGGAGGAUGGGCAAGUCUUGCAGGUCUCCGUUGCCAAUGUGAGUGAUUCUGCCAGCUAUAUGUGUGUGGCAGAGAAUUCAGCAGGCUCAGCUGAGAAGCUUUUCACUCUUAAGGUUCAAGCUCCUCCCAAGAUCACUGGCCUGAACCCAGAGCGCAUCACAGCCAUUGUGAAUAGCAGCGUGUCCCUUCCCUGUGACGUCCACUCUCACCCUAGCCCCGAGGUGACGUGGUACAAGGACGGCUGGGCCCUCCCUUUCAGUGAAGAAGUCUUCCUCCUGCCUGGUACCCAUACCCUGCAGCUGCCCCGGCCCCAGCCAUCUGACACAGGCACGUAUACCUGCGAAGCCCUCAAUGUGGCCGGCAGAGACCAGAAGCUAGUGCUGCUCAGUGUAUUUGCCCCACCCACCAUCAAGCAAACCUCAGGUGGACAGCCGGACACAACAGUGGUGCGAGUUGGGGACACAGCUGUCCUACAGUGUGAGUCAGACACUCUGCCUGAGCCAGUGAUAACCUGGUAUAAAAAUGGACAACAGAUAACUCUGGACCUGCAGAUCCGAACUCUGUUGGAUGGACAGAAACUGGAGAUUAUGAAUGUCCAGAUAGCAGAUAAAGGUUUGUACAGCUGUAAGGUCAGCAACAUAGUUGGUGAGGCUGUCCGGACCUUUGUCCUCACUGUCCAAGUGCCCCCAAUCUUUGAGAAUCCUGAAACAGAGACCCUAAGCCAGGUGGCUGGAAAACCCCUGGUCCUGGUGUGUGAUGUGACUGGGGUCCCUGCCCCCACCGUCACCUGGUUAAAGGACAGGAUGCCUGUUGAAAGCAGUGUGGAGAGAGGAGUGGUCUCCAGAGGGGGCCGUCUGCAGCUCAGCCGUCUCCAACCUUCUCAGGAGGGCGUCUACACCUGUGUGGCCGAGAACCCUGAGGCUGAAGCCCGCAAAGAUUUUGUGGUCAUGGUGUUAGUGACCCCCAGGAUCCUGAGCUCUGGGGUUCCCCAGGAGCAUAAUGUCCUAGAAGAUCAGGAGGUGAGGCUGGAGUGUGAGGCAGAAGGGCAACCGCAGCCCGACAUCUCAUGGCUGAAGGACGGGAGGCCCCUGGGAUUUCACACCACUCCCCACCUUCGGUUCUAUACAGAUGGCAGCUCCCUGGUCCUGAAGGGCUUGAAGGCUUCUGACUCUGGGGCAUACACCUGCCUAGCUCAGAAUAGCGCUGGAGAAGACACCAAACUGCACACACUCAGCGUGCUAGUUCCCCCCACCAUUGAGAAAGGGGCCAAUGGAUCAGGGACCUUGAUAAGUGUACCAGGGGAGCUGGUGACCAUGGCAUGCCCAGCCCGAGGCUCCCCACCAAUACAGAUUAACUGGCUGAAGGAUGGCCUCCCUAUGCCUCUGUCCCAGCGUACCCAUCUCCAUUCCUCAGGCCGUACUCUCAGGAUUUCCCAGGUACAGGCAGCAGAUGCAGGAACUUACACAUGUGUUGCCUCCAGCCCUGCAGGAGUAGCCGAGAGAACCUUCAGUUUACAGAUUCAUGUUCCCCCUGUGCUAGAGCCAUCAGAGACCAAGGACACCAUGGCUGUAGUGAGGGGCUCAGAUGUCACACUGCCCUGUGAGGCCAGAGGAACGCCCCUGCCUGCAGUGUCUUGGCUCAAGAACGGGGCAUCCUUGAUGAUCCAGAGCCCAGGCCUAGGGACGGGCACCAGCCUGCAGCUGGAGGCAGUGCAGGCUGAUGACGCAGGGACAUACUCCUGUGUGGCUGUCAAUGAAGCUGGAGAGGCAACCAGACACUUCCAGCUGGCUGUAAUGGAACCCCCCCGGAUUGAGGAUUCAGGCCAGGCUGCAGAGAUGCUGCUGCUUCCUGGUGCCCCUCUGGAGCUUAUCUGCAAUGCCCUCGGUAGCCCCACACCCAACAUCACCUGGCAGAAGGAUGGGCAGGCCGUGGCCAGGCUAGGGAGUGUCACCAAGGAUGGGCGAGUCCUCCGAGUGGAAGGUGUCCAGGCAGAUGAUGCUGGCUUGUAUACCUGUCUGGCUGAGAGUCCUGCAGGGGAAGAUGGAAAAAACUUUUUGGUUAGGGUACAGGCACCUCCAAACAUUGUUGGGUCCCAUGAAACUCAAACCGUCAUUGGGCUGGCUGAUGGGCAGCUGGUCCUAGAGUGCCCAGUGGAGGCAGACCCACCACCCAAGAUUGAAUGGCACAGAGAAGGCAUUCUGCUCCAGGUGGAUGCCCACACACUGCUCCUGGAGAAUGGGCGGUUCCUUCAGCUCCAGGCCUUGGAUACAUCCGACAGUGGCAAAUACAGUUGUGUUGCCAGCAAUGCUGCAGGUAGCACCAGCCUGACCUUUGAUGUGGAGAUCCACACGGCUCCCACAAUCCAGACAGGCCCUUUGGUGGUGAAUGCUUCAGUGAACCAGACAGCUUUGCUGCCCUGCAAGGCUGAGGGGGAUCCUGUGUCCUUGGUGACCUGGAGGAAGGAUGGAGUCCCACUGGUUCCUGGGAGCUCCAGGCUGGAGUUUCUGCCAGAUGGCUCCUUGAGUAUUCAGCCAGUCUACCCUGAGGACUCUGGGUAUUAUCUCUGCCAAGCUUCAAAUUCAGCUGGCUCAGACCGGCAAGGACGGGAACUUCGGGUCUUUGAGCCCCCCACCAUUGCACCUGGACCCUCCAACCUGACACUGACUAUGCACAGCCAGGACACCCUGCCCUGUGAGGCCAGGGGCUCCCCUAAGCCCCAUGUGGUCUGGAAGAAGAAUGGACAGACAUUGAGCUUGGAUCGACAUCAAGGGGCUUACCAGCUCCUGCCUUCAGGCUCUCUUGUGCUUACUGACCCUGAUCUUCAGGACACAGCCCAGUUUGAAUGCAUAGUGAGCAAUGAUGCUGGAGAGGCCCAGCGGCUAUACUGGGUCACUGUGUAUGUGCCACCUACUAUUGCUGAUGACCAGACAGACUUCACUGUCACCAAGAUGGCGCCAAUAGUCCUGACCUGCCACUCCACCGGAGUGCCAGCUCCAGUUGUUUCUUGGAGCAAAGGGGGAGCCCAACUGGGACAACGGGGGAGUGGCUAUCGUGUCUCUCCCACAGGUGCCCUAGAGAUUGGGCAGGCUCUGCCUAUCCAUACAGGCCGCUAUACCUGCACCGCUCGGAAUGUGGCAGGGGUGGCCCACAAGCAUGUCAUCCUCACCGUGCAAGCCUCUCCAGUGAUAAAACCAUUGCCUGGUGUGGUACAUGUGAUGGCUCUAGCAGAUGUGGUUCUGCCCUGUGAGGCCACUGGCAUUCCCCGGCCAACCAUCACCUGGCAGAAGGAAGGGCUUAGCAUCCCUACAGGUACUGGUGCCCAGAUUCUGCCCAAUGGGCAGCUACGGAUAUCCCAAGCUAGUGCAGAAGAUGCAGGCAAUUACUUGUGCAUUGCCAAGAACCCCUCUGGCACAGCUCUGGGGAAAACUCGACUUGUGGUGCAAGUCCCUCCCGUGAUCAAGGGUGGACACUCUGACCUGUCAGCUGCUGAGGGUUCCCAGGCCCUUCUGCCCUGCACGGCUCAGGGCAUCCCUGAGCCCCACAUCACCUGGAAAAAAGAUGGGUUUAUUGUGUCCAGUAUGGAGGGGAAAUAUGCCAUCCAACCAUCUGGGGAGCUGCUAGUGAAGAAUUCAGAGCGGCGGGAUGCAGGGACGUACACCUGUACUGCAGAGAAUGUUGCGGGAAGUACCAGCCGCCGAGUGCAUCUAUCCAUCCUGUCCCUACCCACCUUUACCACACUACCUGGGGAUCUGAGCCUCAACCAAGGGGAGAGGCUGUGGCUACGUUGUACUGCCCGUGGAAGUCCCACUCCCCACAUCAGCUGGAUGGUCAACAACAGGCUGGUCACAGAGGGCGUGUCAGAACAGGAUGGGGGCAGCAUGCUUCAGCGGGCAGCCGUCACCAGGGAGGACAGCGGCACCUAUACUUGCUGGGCAGAAAACAUCGUGGGCAAAGUCCAGGCUGUCAGUUUUGUCCACGUGAGAGAGGCACCAGCUCUGCAAGGUGACGCCUCCUCCCACCUGGUAGAACUUUUGGGCGACAGUGCCCGAUUGGACUGUGCUGCCCGUGGUGACCCAACUCCUAUCAUCCGCUGGCUCAAAGAUGGCCUGCCAGUGCUCAGCAGCCACCAUAGGCACCAGCUGCACAAUGGUUCCUUAGCCAUCUACAGGACAGUGAUGGAAGAUGCUGGGCGUUACCAUUGCCUGGCAGAGAAUGAAGUGGGUGUGGUGGAGAAAGUGGUGACCCUCAUCCUGCGGAGUGCCCCCAUAUUUGUAGUGGAGCCCCAGGAUGUGGUGGUGAGAGCCGGCGGGACUGUGGUUCUGCUGUGCCAGGCGGCAGGAGAGCCGGCCCCCACGGUGGAGUGGACCCAAGCGGGACGUCCCAUCCAGGUCAGCCAACGGCUCCGCACCCUCCCCGAUGGCAGUCUGCAGCUCAAGGGCGUGGAAUUGGAGGAUAUGGGGGAGUAUGAGUGUGUUGCUCAUAACCUCCUGGGCACUGCCACUACUCAGGCCUUUGUGGCUGUGAAAGGAGAGCCUCGGGGGAGCCGGGGCAGCAUGGUCGGUGUGAUCAAUGGCCAGGAAUUUGGCGUGGCCUCUCUCAACACCAGUGUUCUUCAGGAAGCCGACGAUGGAGCCAUCACAGUCCAGAGCAGCAUCAGCAACAUCCCCCCAGAUGUGGGACCACUGAUGAGAAUUCUUGUGGUUGCCAUUGCCCCCAUCUAUUGGGUCCUGGCUGGGCAGAGCGGGGAGGCUCUGAAUGGCUACUCUCUGACCAGGGGUAAUUUCAGGCAAGAGUCCCAGGUGGAGUUUGCUACAGGGGAACUGCUCCACCUGACCCAGGUGGCCCGAGGUUUGGACAGAGAUGGCCUACUCCUCCUUGAUAUGGUGGUCAAUGGCUUUAUCCCUGAGGUUUUGGCCACAACCCAGCUGCAAGUGCAGGAUUUCCAUGAACGCUACGUGCAGAUAGGGCCUGGUCAGCUAUAUGUGGGCUCCACACAGACCUUCUUGAGGGAUGGAGCCCCUACUUACUUCCACUGCAAUCACACAAUCCAGUAUGACUCUGCCCUGGGUCCACAGCCCCAGCUGGUCCAACACCUUCGUGCCACAGAGGUCAGUUCAGCCUUUGACCCUGGGGCAGAGGCUCUCCGAUUCCAGCUCACCACAGCUCUCCAAGCAGAUGACAAUGAAGCUGGCUGCCCUGAGGGUUUUGUGCUGGAUUCUCAACAGGCCUUUUGUACUGAUAAGGAUGAAUGUUCCAGUACCAAGAGCCCCUGUUCUCACACCUGCCAUAACUCCCUGGGCCGUUUUUCUUGUUCCUGUCCUGAUGGGUAUGCCUUGGCCUGGGACAACAGGAACUGCAGAGAUGUAGAUGAAUGUGCAUGGGAUACCCCUGUCUGUCAUGAUGGGCAGCGCUGCGUGAACCUUCUCGGUUCCUACCAGUGCCUCCCCCACUGCAAAGCGGGCUUCCAGGCAACAGCUGAUGGAACAGGCUGUGAAGAUAUUAAUGAAUGUCAAGAGCACAUGGAUGAAUGUCGCUACAACCAGAUCUGUGAGAACACUCUUGGAGGUCAUCGCUGUGCCUGCCCUCCAGGAUACAGAAGCCAGGGUCCUGUUCGUCCCUGCUUGGAUAUUAAUGAGUGCUUGCAGCUACCUAGGGUCUGUGCUUACCAGUGCCAAAACCUCCAGGGCAGCUAUCGCUGCCUGUGUCCACCAGGUCAGGCAUUACUCCAGGACGGCAAGGCCUGUGCCAGACCAGAAAAGAUGGAAGGCAACCUUACCACUGUCAGUCACCAAGGAUCCUUCCCAGUCUGGCUUCGGCCCCGAGCCCGAGCUCACGGGAGCUCCUACCAUGCCUGGAUCUCUUUCCGGCCCAUUGGAAGUCCCCUAAGCUCCAUUGGUAGGACCUGGUGCCCACCCGGUUUCACCAGGAGGAACGGAGCCUGCACUGACCUUGAUGAGUGCCAAGUGAGGACCCUGUGCCAGCAUGCCUGCCGCAACACUGAGGGCAGCUACCAGUGCCUUUGCCCAGCUGGGUACCGCCUACUCUCCAGUGGGAAGAACUGUCAGGACAUCAACGAGUGUGUGGAGGAAGGCAUCAAGUGUGGCCCCAGCCAGAUGUGCUUCAACACCCGUGGUAGUUAUCAGUGUGUGGACACGCCGUGCCCCACUAUGUACCGGAGGGGCUCCAGUCCUGGGAUGUGCUUCCGUCGCUGUGCCCUCGAUUGCAGCUCAGGUGGUCCCUUCACCUUGCAGUAUAAGCUUCUCACUCUCCCCUUUGGCAUCCGAGCUGAUCAUGAUGUUGUCCGCCUAACAGCCUUCUCGGAUGGGGGUGUCCUGCCCAACCGGACAGUCCUGACAGUGCUAGAGCCUGACCCCAGCAGCCCCUUUGCCUUGCGAGAACCUCAGGGUGGACAGGGUGCCAUCUACACCCGCCGCCCCCUCACUGAUGCUGGUGUCUACCGCAUGAAGGUGCAAGCGGUAACCUAUGGUGAACAUCGAGUACUCCGGUACCAGAACAUAUUUGUCAUUCUCAUCUCAGUCUCACCUUAUCCCUAUUGAGGGAUUCCUAGAGCAAGGAACUCUGGAGUCCCAACUACCCCAGCCUCCCCUCCCCUCCCUUGGCUCUUCCAUUCCAUCAAUCAACCAGUAAACAUUUAUUAAGUACCUACUAUGUGCCAGGCACUGUGCUAAGUGUGCUGAAUGUAUUCGUUCCAUGAUCAGCUGUGCCCCAGAUCCUGGGCUUGGUGCAGAGUAUGGCUUCUCCCAUUCACAUUCAGAAUACCUAUUAAUUCCCUUGGUAACAAGGCAGCUGGGCCUUGUCUGGCCUCCUACCUUUGUCCCUUCCAUGAAACUAAUUCUGCCUGGAUCCCGUCAUCAUCCCCUCCCCCAAUCAGAGAUUAUGUGACCAAACACUAUGGCUGUUGGUCCCAGUCAGCUCAUAUGGCUGAAGGUGACCCCACAGGACAGGUGGGGGAUUCUGAGCCCUCGGUUUUCACAGUGAAGAGGAGAAUUGACUUUCUAAGUUGUGACUGAAGAUGCCUUUGUACAGUUGUCCUUGGUAAGGGGUGGGAGAGACAGACCUUGGAGGCUCCCUGGGCCCCACCCCUGCUGACCCUGGGGUCCUUGAAGCCUGGAGAGGCUCUUGCUGUUUCUCACCAAUAUCAGCUACUCUUGCAACAGGGGCUCCAUCUGGCUAUGUGCGUCAAUCCCACAUGUGAGGCCCUUCAGUAAACAAAAUCUAUAUCUGUGGCCUUGACCCUCUUGGGUAUGGACAGAGAAUGUGAGCAAAGAGGAUAAGAACCAAACACAAAGAUGCCAAAGUGUUUAGAGCUGGAAACAAGAAGGAUUUUGGCUCAACUCAGCAAAUAAGUCAGGACUCAGGGACUGGCUCCUCAGGUCUCAGGAGCAUUCGUGUCCACCCACAGAGAAGUCAAAGACUUUGUACAUGGGCCCAAGGUCUUCUGGGUCAUGGGGGAGACCCAGGCUCAGUGCAAAGUAUCCAUGGAACAAGGAAGGCUAAGGAGAGGAGGAGAGGCCUGGCCUACGUCCAAAGAGGCUUGAUUACUUACCAGCCAGAUGUUUUUAUCUAGCCACAUCUGGCAGCUUUGCGUACCAUCUUAAAUGAAUAAAAUUAAAUAAAAGAUACGUUAUUGACAAA